This is a messenger RNA of Actinia tenebrosa (Australian red waratah sea anemone), 2566 nucleotides long. RefSeq names its product serine/threonine-protein kinase greatwall. Gene Ontology annotation, molecular function: protein serine/threonine kinase activity; ATP binding. Gene Ontology annotation, cellular component: nucleus. NCBI's taxonomy places the organism in Eukaryota, Metazoa, Cnidaria, Anthozoa, Actiniaria, Actiniidae. The record is from RefSeq and is a predicted model, not a curated record. Gene Ontology annotation, biological process: peptidyl-serine phosphorylation; intracellular signal transduction.
CGGCAAACAUGGCGGCAGUCGAGCAGGAACAACAAGAAAGGUGACCUGCGAAAAUAAAACAUUACAGCGUAAGUGUAUCUUUACAACAACAGCAUGGAUGAGGAGAUGCAUGCCAAUUUUCACAUGCCUCCAGGAAUAGAUGACUUUAACAUUAUCAAGCCAAUUAGUCGGGGAGCAUUUGGUCAGGUGUUUCUUGCAAAAAGAAAAGAUAGCCCUGAUCAGAUGUAUGCUGUCAAAGUAAUGAAGAAAAAAGAUGUUGUCAACAAGAAUAUGAUUGAACAAGUUGUGGCAGAAAGGGAUGCAUUGGCAAUAUCGAAGAGCCCAUAUAUUGUUAACUUAUUUUAUUCUUUUCAGUCUAAAGACAGAAUCUUUCUGGUAAUGGAAUAUUUAGUUGGAGGUGAUGUCAAGUCUUUAUUGCAUAAUAUUGGCUACUUUGAUGAAGAAAUGGCAAGAAUAUAUAUUGCACAGGUAAUUGCGGCUUUGGCUUAUCUUCAUAGUCAUGGCAUAAUUCACAGAGACUUGAAACCAGACAACAUGUUAAUAUCAAAUGAAGGCAAAAUUAAACUCACUGACUUUGGACUCUCAAGGCUGACAAUGGAAAGAAAACCAAGUUUUACAGACGUAAUGAGUACACCUAGUGUGGCAACUCCAUACUCACAAGGCAGAGCGUACUUCAGAACUCCUGGUCAAAUUUUGUCAUUGACCACUGACUUUACCUUCUCUGUUCCUAGGUCUGCAAGACCUGGUCAGCGACAUCGCACAAAAAGUUCAUCAAUGGUCUCUCAACACACUGAAUCCGGCGUACAAAGUUAUGUGUUUAGUUCACCAGAGCCAAAACGGACGCGUGCGCAAAGCAUGAAUACUAUAGGUUCAGUUUGCUCACCAGCUACUAAAGAAAUCCACAGUUCAAUGACCCCUCUUACAGGUGGUGCCCUACGGAAGAAAACUCAUUUCUGUCCAAAAGUUUCACAAAAAAUGUUUAGCCCUAUCGACCUUGAGGAAGAAUACUCACCGGAUGCAGUUAUUAAGAACGUUCAUGAAUUAUCACCAGAUGAAGAAAGUUUGCUCCCAGAUCUCAAAAGAAGGCGUGUAUUAAGUACCGGGUUGACGCAGGAGCUAGCGGCUAUUAAUUUCAGGGACCGUACUGGUUCAUUUAUGGACAGUUUCGAAUCAAUUCCAGAACACGGAGACAUGUGUAAGGAAGCACCAAUGCCUGUCUUGCAAGAAAACAUUCCUUACAAAACUGGGGUUUGUGAAAUAUCAGAACCAUUUCUUAGCCCUGUAUUCGACUCUCAGUCAUUGAAUUCAUGCCACAAGUCUCCAAGAGAGGUUUCCAACCAGACAUUUCUAAAGUCUUCGAUUGAUGGAGAAAAGCCUCCUCGGACCCCACUUAAAACAACGCAUUUUCUGACCUCUGGUUAUUCAAGCUGUGACAUUGUUUCUACGGAUGCCUCCAGGAUUCAUGGAAAUACCAAUUUAUUUAAUAUUCCUGAUAAUCUGUCAUAUCAAACAGAAAAUAACAGUUGUACCAUGAAUUUUGUUGGAAAUGAAAACAGUGUACCUAAUGUUCCCGCCGAUAAACUAAUUGUUCCAAGUUUUGAUGACACCUGUCAUAUGGAACUGUCAAAGAAAGAGAAUUGGAAAGACCAACGUCUUCUUUGUAUGUCCCCGUCCAUUAUUGCGUCACCAAUAGAAAUGGCGAGUGUAAAACUAACCCCUAAGCCCAUGGAAACGUCACACUAUAACGUGCACCGAACACCUGGUAUGCCAGCGAGAACGCCUUACAGGACACCCAAAUCUUGCAGACGUGGAGCCAUAAAGAUUGCUCCCAGGAAUAAAAUCUUGGGCACGCCAGAUUACCUUGCGCCUGAAAUAUUGUUUGGACUGGAGCACACUCCAGCUGUCGAUUGGUGGGCUGUUGGUGUUUGUUUGUAUGAAUUUUUGACUGGUUUGCCGCCAUUCAACGAUGAAACGCCUGAGCUUGUUUUCAACCACAUUAAAGACAGAGACCUGCUGUGGCCAGAAGGAGAAGAAGCUCUUUCAGAAGACGCUGUUGAUUGUAUCGAUCGUAUUCUUACAGUAUCACCAGAAAAAAGGCCAGGAGCUGAAGAAAUCAAGUCUCAUUCAUUCUUUAGUAUUUUGGAUUGGACAAACCUUGACAAACAUCCCGUGCCAUUUAUUCCAAAUCCUGAUGAUGAAACUGACACAACUUAUUUUGAUGCAAGGAACAACAUCCAAAAUCUCAAGUUAUCAUCCUUCUACCAUCAAGAGUGUUAGCAUGUUGCUUCCCGAUUUGACUUAGGAAUUCAACUGUGAAGUAAAUGGCUGGCAAUGAAGUUUCGAAUUAUGGCUUACGUAAUCCAAGUAAUUAUGUAAGUAAUUAUGUGAUAAUAGUGUGCUUUUCCUAUGUCAAACUGAAUCUAUUUGCCUAUAGUACGGCAUUUGAAACCACGUUUCUCUGCUACUACUCUAAAUUUAGUCCAUUGCUUACCUUUUGAAAAAGAGAAUGUAAACUUGAAUGGUAAAUUAAGAUAUAAAGCUUUGCAGAUGUUAAUAAAAUGUAAAA